Molecule: messenger RNA, 1397 nt
Organism: Aplysia californica (California sea hare)
Lineage: Eukaryota; Metazoa; Mollusca; Gastropoda; Aplysiida; Aplysiidae
Product: Rieske domain-containing protein
Exons: 3
Coding region: 148-672 (174 amino acids)
Molecular function (GO): 2 iron, 2 sulfur cluster binding
Source: RefSeq, a predicted model, not a curated record
ACACUAAUAAGCAGUCGAGCUUGUUGCACGUGGUUUGUGGUUUAUCAACAUACUUUAAUUCCACGUUUCGAGCACGUGAGGUCUGUUGACAAACAUUUAAAGGUUUUUUUUCCGUUGAGAGUUGUCUGAGGAUCAGAACAAAAGUGGAUGUCGAACGUGGCCUCACGCAUGGAGGCGGAGGAUAACAAGUUGUAUCUGCCUGUCCCUGGCGUAAAAUUACAAGAUCUUCUUGACUGGCAAGACCCUGAUCAGAGGAAUCACCGCCAUUUGGUUCAUGUCUCAAAUCCUAAUCAUGAACUGAAAGUUUCUUUUGACUCAAUGAAUUCUGCGGAGUCUCAUGUUCACCGGAAAUGCUUUGGACAGGCUGUAGACUUGAAUGAUGACACAAUAGCCUUGUUUCGCAUUGGAAAGGAAGUGUAUGCUACUCAAGCAAAAUGCCCGCAUGCUGGCGGCCCUUUGCACCUGGCUGACAUUGAAGAACUUGUCCUUGGCCAAGUAAGUCUCCGAUGUCCCUGGCACAAGUGGACCUUUAACAUCGACAAUGGUUGCUCUAUCAGCCCACCUGGCAGGAACGUCGUAGCUCGGACCUACCCCGUCAAAGUGGGUUCAGGGGGAGAACUGCGCAUUGGAUUCGAGUCAUUUGGCCCUUCUGCUUUUGAGAUGGAUUUCUAACAGUGCAGAGUGCCAAUGGAGGAAACUGUAAAUUCUGAUGAAACUUUUAAGUUUACACCCAUGAAGUCUGUGAUUGAAAAGCCUUAUAAAUGUAUGUCUUAGUUCUUUAAAUAUUAGUAUUUUGGUCUGAAGAGAGUGGACCAUUACAUUCCUAGUCUUCAUUUACUCUCAAAGAGACACUUGUGAUUUAGUAGAUGCUCUUUCGUACUGAUGUGCUCAGGAACAGUAAGUGUGUUAAUUUCUGGUGUACAAUGAACUUGUUUUCUCAGAGGUACACUUUUUGUUUACCGAAUUAUAAAGUGCUGGAUUACAGUAGUAAUGAAAAAAGGAAGGAUUCUAAUCUACACACGCUAAAAUUCGUCGGGGGUAGAUUGUAUUAAAUGGGCAUUGGUCUACUGAAUAAGUUAUAAGUUUAAUGUAUUCGUCAUUUAGAAGUUUCUGUGGGAAAUAAUGUGUAUAUAUAUAUAUGGAAGAUGUGACUCUUGGUUAAAAUGGCUUUUAUGUUCUUGUAUUUUGCUGCUACUUGUCUCUAUGUAAAGUUUUAAUAUCUUGUCGUUGAAAGUACUCUUUACUGAAGCAUUUGCUAUGUGAUUGUUCUAUUGUUAAAUUCCUUGUCACAUAUUCAAGUGUAAUGUCACAUUCAUUUCCAAUACCUACUGGGAAUUAUUUUUGUAUUUUAUGACUUUUAACUACUUUUGACUUCCGCGACAGCAUCGGGGUCACGU